Labeo rohita (rohu) is the source of this 628-nucleotide messenger RNA. Its product is annotated as tripartite motif-containing protein 29-like. The transcript has 3 exons. Bases 233 to 619 code for a protein of 128 amino acids. The record is from RefSeq and is a predicted model, not a curated record. Lineage: Eukaryota; Metazoa; Chordata; Actinopteri; Cypriniformes; Cyprinidae.
AAAUCAGCCUGAAGUUCUGUGUGACAUCUGUGAGGAAACAAAGCUGAAAGCCCUGAAGUCGUGUCUGGUGUGUCAGAGCUGUUACUGUGAAACUCACCUGGAGCCUCAUUUGAAAGUGGAAGGUUUAAAGACACACAAACUGAUGGAGCCUGUGAGUAAUUUGAAGGACUAUGUCAGAAACACAAGAGACCUCUGGAGCUGUUCUGUAGAGAUGAUCUGACAUGUGUGUCUGAUGUGUUGUGUGACAGACCACAAGAACCACAACACUGUUUCUGUAGAAGAGGAGAGUGAAAAGAAAAAGACUCAACUGACAAAACAGAUGAUCCAGGACAGAAAAAAUGAGAUUCAAGACAUCAAACACUCAGCAGAAGUCAGAAAAAGAAACACAGAGAAGGAGAAAGCAGCCCAUGUUGAACUCUUCACUGAUCUUGUCCACUCCAUUGAGAGAUGUCAGACUGAACUGCUGGAGAUGAUGGAAGAGAGGCGGAAAGCAGCAGAGAAACAGGACCAAGAGCGCAUUGAAGAUCUGGAGAAGGAGAUCACUGACCUGGAGCAGCUCUCACACACUGAAAAUCACAUCCAAUUCCUACAGGUCAGUGAACAUCUCUCUGAUCAAUGAUAAUGCAGU